Messenger RNA from Papaver somniferum (opium poppy), 1496 nucleotides. RefSeq names its product syntaxin-121-like. Gene Ontology annotation, molecular function: SNAP receptor activity; SNARE binding. Gene Ontology annotation, biological process: exocytosis; intracellular protein transport; vesicle fusion. NCBI's taxonomy places the organism in Eukaryota, Viridiplantae, Streptophyta, Magnoliopsida, Ranunculales, Papaveraceae. The record is from RefSeq and is a predicted model, not a curated record. Gene Ontology annotation, cellular component: plasma membrane; SNARE complex; endomembrane system. The transcript has a single exon. Bases 396 to 1310 code for a protein of 304 amino acids.
GACCUGGAAAUUGAUGGGUUUUUUUUUUCUAUCUGGAAAUGUCUUGCAUGAAUCAUGACCUAGUCAUGGACAUGUCUCCAUCACAUGUCUCUUCCCUCUAAGAGUCAAAGACUACCAGUCUAGAAGAAGUGAAUAAAGAGAGAAACUUCUUAAGUUGAACAAAUUGGUUGACGAGUCUCACAACCUCCAGACGUGUUAAAUCAGCUCUAGACGGCUUAAUUACAACUAAGACCAAGUUCAUACUUCAUUACCUUAAUUAAAACCGCGUUCCUUUUUUUUUCCCAACUUCUUUAGUAUCCAGUUUCCAAAAAUAAUCCGAACCCCAACUAUACAGAAGAAGGAUAUCCUGCUCUCAUCUCUUCUUGUUCGCUGAUCAAACUAAAAAAACAAUCACCAUGAACGAUAUCUUCUCUUCUCUCUUUAGUUCUAGCAGUACUAAUGAUCACAGCAAGGUAAUUGAUGAUAUUGAGAUGGGCCAGAUGGCAGCGAACACCAGCGAAGUAAAAAACUUGCAGAAGUUUUACAAAGAUGUGGAUAUCAUCAAAGACCAGCUCGAUCAAGUCGAAACGAUCUACAAGCGUCUGCAAGAUUCUCAUGAACAAUCUAAAACGAUUCACAAUUCCAACUCUAUCAAACAGCUGAGAUCUUCCACGGAUUCUGACGUUUCUUCAGCACUAAGCAAAGCGAAGUCCAUCAAAUUGGGACUUGAAUUGCUCGACCGAGCUAACAAGGAGAGUCUUAAAGUCCCCGACUGCGGACCUGGAAGCUCAUCGGAACGGACACGUUCAUCUGUCGUGCACGCGUUAAGGACGAAGCUUAAGGAUACAAUGGAGAGUUUCAACAGUCUGAGAGAGAGGAUUGGGUUAGAUUAUAAGGAGACGGUUGAACGUCGGUACUUUAUGGUCACCGGUGUGAAAGCCGAUGAAGAAACGGUAGACAAGUUGAUAUCGACCGGAGAAAGCGAAACGUUUAUGCAGAAAGUGAUUCAGGAACAAGGAAGGGGAAGAGUUAUAGAUACUAUUGCUGAGAUUCAAGAAAGACAUGGUGCAGUUUUGGAGAUGGAAAGGAGUUUGGGUGAAUUGCAUCAAGUGUUCUUGGACAUGGCUGUAAUGGUUGAAUACCAAGGACAACAGUUGAAUGAUAUUGCUGGUAAUGUUAACAGAGCUAAUUCAUACGUAAGAAAAGGAACUGAAACGCUUCAACAAGCAAAAAUUCUUCAGAAGAACACCCGAAAAUGGACAGUGUUGGCUAUAUUUAUUCUACUCAUCAUCAUCUUGAUCAUCGUCCUCCCAAUUGUUUUAAGGAAAUAACCACCUACACUGUGCCGUUCUUUCCUUGUUUUUUUCUGGCGUGUUUUUGUUUGACACUUUGCAGCUGAUGUUACAGUUUGAGAUAUUGGUUAUGUUUUCUUCUGUAUCUAAAUAAUUUUUUUUCUGGUAGACAUUUGAAUUUUUGUUUAUUAAAUUUUUUUGAAAUGAAAGAAAUGCUUAGCAUUU